This is a messenger RNA of Trypanosoma grayi, 420 nucleotides long. RefSeq names its product prefoldin subunit. The record is from RefSeq and is a predicted model, not a curated record. Gene Ontology annotation, cellular component: prefoldin complex; cytoplasm. Lineage: Eukaryota; Euglenozoa; Kinetoplastea; Trypanosomatida; Trypanosomatidae. The transcript has a single exon. Gene Ontology annotation, biological process: chaperone-mediated protein complex assembly; protein folding. The coding region runs from base 1 to 420 and encodes 139 amino acids. Gene Ontology annotation, molecular function: protein-folding chaperone binding.
AUGCAACAAGUACCACCGGAGCUCAAGAGCAUGAACGAUCAGCUGCAGCUCAUUCUCAAGGAGAAUCAGGAGCUGGGUGGCAAGAAGACAAAGCUCGUUGAGGCCCGUCGUCACCUUGGUGCUCAGAAGGCUGAGAAUGAUGUAGUGCGAGAUGAGAUGAACAGGUUAGAGCCGGAUUCCAAGGUUUACAAACUCAUUGGUCCCGCUCUCAUUCUCCAAGAUCAGAGCGAUGCCAAGGCAAUCGUCAACAACCGUCUUGAAUACAUCAAUGGCGAGCUGAAGCGAACGGAUGCCUCCAUCGCAGAAAUAGAGCGGAAGGAAAGGGAUUCCCAACAGAAAGCCGAGGAACUGUUCCACAAAAUGCAGGCGAGGCACGCUCAAAUCCAAGAGAAACAACAACAGCAGCAGCAGCAGCGAUAA